Messenger RNA from Mizuhopecten yessoensis (Yesso scallop), 3888 nucleotides. Its product is annotated as BTB/POZ domain-containing protein 7-like. Bases 234 to 2693 code for a protein of 819 amino acids. Lineage: Eukaryota; Metazoa; Mollusca; Bivalvia; Pectinida; Pectinidae. Gene Ontology annotation, molecular function: protein binding. The record is from RefSeq and is a predicted model, not a curated record. Gene Ontology annotation, biological process: morphogenesis of a branching epithelium. The transcript has 8 exons.
AGAAAAUUGUAGUGAAUGUGAACGUCAAGGAAAAGGUGAAGGGAAUGCUAUCGUUUUAAAGAGCGAACUAUUCUUUUCAUUAGUCGGGAGAACAGACAUGAUAUGAGUGACAAAGAUGAAAACUGACCCGUCACAUUUUGUGUUAGGUAUGAUUGAGAAUGCUGAGUGACCUGCAAGAAUGACCUUUAACUGACAUCGGUGAUAUCAGUGGUUGUGCACCAUUCGGCUUCACCAUGGGAGUCAACUCCUCCUUUCCGGAGAGUUCCCAGCAGGUGGCUCGAGCCGCCUUCUCUAGACUUGCUCAUGCCUAUACAGUAUCUGAUACAGAUAUAAAUGUUCGCGAAAAGAAGAAAAAAGCCUCAAAGUUUGCAACAUUACGGAAGAAACUAACGAGAGCUCGGCGACACAGCCGAUCUCUGGAUUACGGAAAGGCAUUGCGUGACCUCACUUCAUCCUGGUCCCUGGCUGAAGUCAAGGCUCUGAUACAGGAGUACGAAGCGUUGGCUUCUCUGAAGGAGGUGGCUCUGGCAGCCAAUCUUGCUAGACCUCCAGCCAGUUCCUUCCGUCAGGAUUUGACAAACUUGUUCGAUAAAAAGUUCUCUUCAGAUGUCGACCUUGUGUAUCGAGGGGCAUGUUUUCCGGCCCACCGGGCGCUCUUGUCCAUGAGGAGUCCGUACUUCAGAAACCUGUUGAGUAGGUAUCCAGACUUUAAUAUGCAGGUUCCCAUCAACUUCAGAACAGCAGGAGUCGAUGUGACCUUGUUCGCGUCGCUUCUACGUUACCUGUAUACUGACUCCAUAAAGACAGAGGAUUUAAAACACGAACACAAAAAAGUGCUAAUAAAGCUGGUAGAGGAGUUUGGAAUGCCGAAUCCUCUAGAACAGGACUUACGGAAUCUGUUAGACACUGGUGACUAUAGGGAUGCUGUGCUAGUAUUUUCCUGCGACUUAGUGGCAGACAUGCCUGAUCCAAUGUCUGUAUCGAUGACUGAGUCAUACACUAGCAAUGACUUUCCUUGCAAAACGACCCAGCAUGAACUCUACUGCCAUAAAGCUAUACUGGCUGCUCGGUCACCAUCCUUUAGGAACCUUCUACUGAGGAGAGCUCGGUCAGGGGAGGAAAUCACUGACCGUACUUUACAUACACCUACUAGAAUUGUGUUGGACGAAUCGGUCAUUCCUAGGCGUUAUGCGAGAGUGUUAUUGAAUGCAAUAUAUCAGGACACGGUAGAUUUGUCGUUAAUACUACGGGGAAGUGCAAGUAUGUGUAGUCUGAGCGAGGCUCAAGCAAUCGUGGCAGGCAAGGGACAGAUGACCAUAGUAGAUGAGGCCAUGGAGGUGUACCAAAUAGGGCAGUUCCUUGACUUCCCAAUCUUGUCACAGGGUUGUGAAGACAUCAUAGUGGAAAAUAUUGGCAUAGACAAUCUGAUCAACAUCCUCAACUGGAGUUCUGAGCCCCACGGUUCCCAGUGGGUCCACCGCCAGGCACUGCACUACCUGAGGGAGGAGUUCCUACAAGUCAUUCACUCACCUGUUCUUCUGGAUCUCAGUAAAGAGUACCUAAUAGAGGCACUGAGUUCAGACUUCCUACAGGCAGGAGAAUUGGAUGUCCUAACAGCCGUCCUGAAGUGGGGAGAACAUCAGCUGAUUCGCCGUAUAGAGGAGAGAGAACCCAACUUACUGAGUCACACCACUCACAGUAUAAGCAAGAAAGGUGUCAAGAAGAGAGAUUUAAAUGACAUAGAACUGAGGGACAUCUUGGCAGAGUUACUUCCCCUGAUUCGUGUCGACCAUAUCAUUCCUUAUAAUUGUGAAGUACUUAAUAGUGCAAUAAAGCGGGGUUUGGUGAGCACGCCUCCCUCCCACAUGUUGGGAGACGAGGCGACGGGGGGACAGAGAGUUUGUGCCUGGAUCAGAAGUAAACACAAUGGCAUGUUUAUGAGACCGCGCAUCUUCACACCCUACUUUGAAGAAGCUAAGUCCAUGCGGGAUGAGUUUCUGUCGCAGGGCCAGGACUCGGACACUGGACGAGUACGGACAAUCCAGAUGUCAGCCAUCCCCGACACACUGUACAUGGUGGACGAAACACACUAUCCUCAGGCCUCUGGUUACCAGGGCUUGACCAGUAGUUCAACGGUUGACAUAAUCGCAGGCACCAUUCCAGUACCAGACUCCAACACCUUAAAGCUGAUGCUUCAGAGAGAACAGGAGCUCCAGAGCAGCAAGUUAUGUCAGCGUGCAACCAGUCUGGCUUACAGCGACAGACGUGCCAUCAACUGCCAGCUUCAACUCAGGACAGUACGGGAGUUUGGUCUACCAGACAUCACCAUUGAAAUAUUACAGAACAGUCAAAGGUAUUACUCUAAUAGUGAGUCUGUGCCGGCAUCACUGCAGCUAAGACAAGGUCGGCGUUAUCACUCCUCCCCAGUUCGGCGGAAAAACAGUCCACCGCUGAGCCGCCACAGCAGCAAGAUGGGAAGCCCUACCAAGCCUGUAGUGUCUGUUACUUCCAGCCGCACCCAGCCCAGCAGGUCAAAAGAGUCCAACACCAGUCCUUGUAGUGACAGUGCCUUAAGUGACGUUAUGCCCGACAUUGCUAUGGCAACCUCCUCCAUGGGACAGGUCCGCGUUCAGGAAGAGUUUGAGCUGGACAUUGGUGAUGGUAACAGUCACCAUGGCACCAUGUAUAUUUGAUCACAUUUACGACAGAAACGGUCGCCAUAUGGUUCCUUAUAUUUGAUCACAUCAGCAACAGAUGCAGUUACCAUGGUUCCUUAUACAUUUGACAAAACCGGAAAAUGAAAACGGUUACUAUGGUUUCUAGUAUUUUUGAUCACGUCAGGGGCGGAAACUGUCGUAAGGGUACCAUGUAUAUCUAAUAACAUUGGAAACUGAUUGUGAAGAUUUGUUUUUUUAAGUUGAGAAUAUAUGGCUAUUGUUUGUAGACAGUAGAUUAAAGAAGAUAGCGGUACUUAUUACCCUUGGCUGUUAAUUUCACGUCUAGGUAUAAAGUUGUACAAGUGUGACAGGUGAUUGUAUCUGUGUUAGGGUUGACACGUAACAGAUGAUGCUAAUAGAAGGCGGUCAAUAUAUCUCUGUGUUAAUUACCGAGCAGGGUAGUUAAUCAACAAAAUUGAGUGUAUAUUUUCUCACCAUUUGCAGGCAAGUUAUUUUUAUUAAACUCAAAGCGAUGACAACAUGAGUGUGAAAUUGCCUUCCUUUCUUGAAAUGUACUUUCUUUGGUAAGGACAUGUAUACCAGGUAUUCAUUUACUAGCUAAAAUAAUACGAAAAAAAGGUUACUCUGAAGGUGCUUUUUUGAGGUUUUAAACGCAUACAUACAAAGUUCUUGUUUCACAAAUUAGCUGAUUGAGUUAAGGUGUUUGUGAUUUUUCUUUUUUUUUUUUUUUAAUUUGAUGAUCGAUUUUUUUGUUGUUAUUUUUCUUUGUACCUUUAUCUUUUAGUUUGUCUAUUUCUUUCAUACAAAUUGAAAACAUCAACAAAUUUAAUUUAAAUUAGUUUAGAAUUUCUUUGGAAGCCAGCACUUUUAGACUAGGUAUGGAUCACAGUUUAAGACUGAAUGUAGAGGUAAAUUGCAUUUAGAUAUCUAAUACAGAAAUGUGUAAUUCUCCCAAAAAAUUGGACAAUAAAUGGCAUAUCUGUAUCAAAAGCAUGUCAAAAAAAAUGUAUAAAAUGUGAUGUAUAAUGUUGCAAACUUUUGACCUGAUACCACCCCAGCUAGACUGAACAGAUAUGUCUAAAAGAAUGAAAAUGUCUUUGGGAAGCUAAAUAACAAUUAAAUACCUAUUUUAUAUCAUGGGUAUUUUGAAAACAACAAAAUCUGUAUGUUAAGUUAUAUAUCUACAUGUAGGAUCUUACAUGAGUUUCCA